AGAGAAGGGACUUGAGUUCUGUUAUCUUCUUAGUAGAUUCCUGUUGUAAGGGUCUCAGAGGGGGUGGGGGGGUUGGCAAAAUCCUGGAGCCAGAAGAGAGGACAGCGGCAUUGAUCAAUCUUACAGCUAACAUGUUGUACCUGGAAAACAAUGCCCAGACUCAAUUUAGUGAGCCACAGUACACGAACCUGGGGCUCCUGAACAGCAUGGACCAGCAGAUUCAGAACGGCUCCUCGUCCACCAGCCCCUACAACACAGACCACGCGCAGAACAGUGUCACGGCACCCUCGCCCUAUGCGCAGCCCAGCUCCACUUUCGACGCCCUCUCGCCGUCGCCUGCCAUCCCUUCCAACACCGACUACCCAGGCCCGCACAGCUUCGAUGUGUCCUUCCAGCAGUCCAGCACCGCCAAGUCGGCUACCUGGACGUAUUCCACUGAACUGAAGAAAUUGUACUGCCAAAUUGCAAAGACAUGCCCCAUCCAGAUCAAGGUGAUGACCCCACCUCCUCAGGGUGCUGUCAUCCGUGCCAUGCCUGUCUACAAGAAGGCCGAGCAUGUCACUGAGGUGGUGAAACGAUGCCCCAACCAUGAGCUGAGCCGUGAAUUCAACGAGGGACAGAUUGCCCCUCCUAGUCAUUUGAUUCGAGUAGAAGGGAACAGCCACGCCCAGUACGUAGAAGACCCCAUCACAGGAAGACAGAGUGUGCUGGUACCUUAUGAGCCACCACAGGUGGGCACUGAGUUCACGACGGUCUUGUACAAUUUCAUGUGUAACAGCAGCUGUGUUGGAGGGAUGAACCGCCGUCCAAUUUUAAUCAUUGUUACUCUGGAAACCCGAGAUGGGCAAGUCCUGGGCCGACGCUGCUUUGAGGCCCGGAUCUGUGCUUGCCCAGGGAGAGACAGGAAGGCUGAUGAAGACAGUAUCAGAAAGCAGCAAGUGUCGGACAGCACAAAGAACGGCGAUGGUACGAAGCGCCCUUUUCGUCAGAACACACAUGGCAUCCAGAUGACGUCCAUCAAGAAACGAAGAUCUCCAGAUGAUGAACUGUUAUACUUACCAGUGAGGGGCCGUGAGACUUAUGAAAUGCUGUUGAAGAUCAAAGAGUCGCUGGAACUCAUGCAGUACCUUCCUCAGCACACGAUUGAAACCUACAGGCAGCAGCAGCAGCAGCAGCACCAGCACUUACUUCAGAAACAUUCCCACCAUAGCCCUACAAGGACCUCGAUGCAGUCUCAGUCUUCAUAUGGUAACAGCUCCCCACCUCUGAACAAAAUGAACAGCAUGAACAAGCUGCCUUCCGUGAGCCAGCUUAUCAACCCUCAGCAGCGCAACGCCCUCACUCCCACCACCAUUCCUGAUGGCAUGGGAGCCAACAUUCCUAUGAUGGGCACCCACAUGCCAAUGGCUGGAGACAUGAAUGGACUCAGCCCUACCCAAGCCCUCCCUCCCCCACUCUCCAUGCCAUCCACCUCCCACUGCACCCCCCCACCUCCGUACCCCACAGAUUGCAGCCUUGUCAGCUUCUUAGCGAGGUUGGGCUGUUCAUCAUGUCUGGACUAUUUCACGACCCAGGGGCUGACCACCAUCUAUCAGAUUGAGCAUUACUCCAUGGAUGAUUUGGCAAGUCUAAAAAUUCCUGAGCAAUUCCGACAUGCCAUCUGGAAGGGCAUCCUGGACCACCGGCAGCUCCAUGACUUCUCCUCCCCUCCUCACCUCCUGCGGACCCCAAGCGGUGCCUCCACAGUCAGUGUGGGCUCCAGUGAGACCCGGGGCGAGCGUGUUAUUGAUGCUGUGCGCUUCACCCUCCGCCAGACCAUCUCCUUCCCACCCCGCGAUGAGUGGAAUGAUUUCAACUUCGAUAUGGAUGCUCGACGCAACAAGCAACAGCGCAUCAAAGAGGAAGGGGAGUGAGCCCUACUGCAUGAGCUCUUCCCAUCCUCUUCCCUCCUGCCCACCCCCCUUCAAGGCAUUGUUGCUUGACCUUCAGAGCAUUAACCCUUGCUCCUCUCCUUCCUCUUCUCAGUCUUGUUUCUUAAGGAAAGGAGAAGUAAGAGGCUACCUCUUACCUAAUGUCCGACCUGAUGUCUGAUUCUGAUUCUGGCUUUAAGCCUUCAAAUCUAUUGCUUGCAGGACUGAAGUUGUCAUGGCUACGUAGAAGUGAGCAAAAAAGCAGUGGGUGUCUCCUUAAGCUGCAGAGAGCUCUCAUUGACUUUUAUAAAGCAUUUUCACCCUUAUAGUCUAAGACUAUAUAUAUAAAUAUAUAAAUACACAGUAUAUAUUUUUGGGUGGGGGGCAUUGAGUAUUGUUUAAAAUGUAAUUUAAAGGAAAAGAAAUUGAAUUGCACUUAUCGACUUAUUUUUUUAAUUUACUUGUUUGAAUGGCUUAUCUAUACCCCUUCUCUCAAGGAGUACCACGUAUGGUAAUAAGUUUCUAGAGCUUGAAGGUACAUAUAAGUGACAAUGAUGUAUAGGUCCCUUCAGUUCUUUUGAUGCUAACCACAUGCCACAUCAAACCUUUGGGUAGAUCCAGUUGUAUUUACCAUUGCUUAUUAUGUGGGUGAGACUGUAGGCAUAUGUACACAAUUCUCUAUGUUAGUGUAUUUCAUUUUACUGACAUCCCUACUAGUGAUGGUGGUUCACUUUGGGGUUAUUUAGACCAAUUCCAAGAAAAAGUUCAUGUUCACACUAUCACACACUAGAGAAAGGAAAUAUCCUCUUUUGCUUCUGGUUGGGAAUGAGGAAUGCAGGCCAUGGCUAAAAUUCUUAAAAGAUUCAUGGCAACCAGUGCAAAAACACCUGGUAUCAUGAAUCUGGGUAUAGCAGCAACUCCCUCGAUCUUAUACUAGAUGCCUUAUCUCUUAGUACUUAUUAGGAAAACAUUUGCUGCCAUCACAGAAGCCUUAAAACUAAAUUUCACUACUAGAUUGACUAACUCAAUUAUACAUUUGCUAUCCUCGUUAGAAUUAAGGUUGAUUUGUUUGGGAUGAAUGCCAUCAAUCUAGUUUUUUCUUUUUAUUUUGAGAGGAAUAUUGGCCCUGGGUUAACAUCUGUUGGCAAUCUUCCUUUUUUUUGCU
This is a messenger RNA of Equus quagga, 3075 nucleotides long. RefSeq names its product tumor protein p63 (gene TP63). Gene Ontology annotation, molecular function: protein binding; DNA-binding transcription factor activity, RNA polymerase II-specific; RNA polymerase II cis-regulatory region sequence-specific DNA binding. The transcript is spliced from 13 exons. Lineage: Eukaryota; Metazoa; Chordata; Mammalia; Perissodactyla; Equidae. The coding region runs from base 132 to 1913 and encodes 593 amino acids. Gene Ontology annotation, cellular component: nucleus. Gene Ontology annotation, biological process: apoptotic process; regulation of transcription by RNA polymerase II; protein tetramerization. The record is from RefSeq and is a predicted model, not a curated record.